Molecule: messenger RNA, 321 nt
Organism: Cynocephalus volans (Philippine flying lemur)
Lineage: Eukaryota; Metazoa; Chordata; Mammalia; Dermoptera; Cynocephalidae
Product: glutaredoxin-1-like
Exons: 1
Coding region: 1-321 (106 amino acids)
Cellular component (GO): mitochondrion
Molecular function (GO): glutathione disulfide oxidoreductase activity
Source: RefSeq, a predicted model, not a curated record
AUGGCUCACGAGUUAGUGAACAGCAAAAUACAGCUGGGGAAGGUGGUCGUGUUCAUCAAGCCCACCUGCCCCUACUGUAGAAAGACCGAAGAGAUCCUCAGUCAGUUGCCCUUCAAACAAGGGGUUCUGGAAUUUGUCGAUAUCACAGCCACCGACGACAUAAAUGAGAUUCAAGAUUAUUUGCAACAGCUCACAGGAGCAAGAAUGGUGCCUCGAGUCUUUAUCGGCAAAAAUUGCGAAGGUGGGUGCAGUGAUCUAAUAACUAUGCAACAGAGUGGGGAACUGGUGACGCGGCUAAAGCAGAUUGGAGCUCUGCAGUAA